Molecule: messenger RNA, 9731 nt
Organism: Platichthys flesus (European flounder)
Lineage: Eukaryota; Metazoa; Chordata; Actinopteri; Pleuronectiformes; Pleuronectidae
Gene: lipeb
Product: lipase, hormone-sensitive b
Exons: 13
Coding region: 3580-6093 (837 amino acids)
Biological process (GO): cholesterol metabolic process; triglyceride catabolic process
Cellular component (GO): cytosol
Molecular function (GO): sterol ester esterase activity; triacylglycerol lipase activity
Source: RefSeq, a predicted model, not a curated record
UAUUUUGCCUUUAUCUUCCAGUAGAUAGAUAGAUCACUUACAUUCUCAGUAUGGAGAUUACAGAGUUCAACACUAUUCCACAGGUGCACUCACACGUAACAGACAACAAUCAGUAUAAGGUAUAAACUGUACAAAUUACAGUGCAAAGUAUAAUAACCAAGAACAGAUAGGGCAAAGACAAGAGACACUUUGAGCUGAAUUAGUGAACAUGUGAGAGGUGAGAGUGGUGAUGGUAUGAACAUAUCUAAAUGUGUUUAAAACAUGUGACUGCUGUUGCUGAAGAGAGAUAUUCUGUCUGGAGGUCAGUGUCAUUGUUUGACACUGAGCAGGAAGGGAUAUCAAACCCUACGCAACUAGAGCAACCAGGGAUGUGGUCAACUGCAAUAACCAUCACCCGCCUACCCCCGUAACCAUAGACUGAUCAUAAAGAUGGAAGAUGCAUCUUCCCUUCCUCCCACUACCCAGAAAUGAAGCCAAAAAUAUAUCAGAAACAAUACUUUACCAUCGUCGGCCAAUUGAGGGUUUAGAGUCUGUGCAGUUGUAUUGGAGUCGUGGUAUCAAGACCAUGACAAAUUGCGAUUCAGUCCCAGCUGUCAGUCAUCAAAAUGCUUUGGCUUCACUUUUGAGGAGCCGUCAUGUCCUCCAUCUAUUUAUAUACAGUCUAUUGCAUCAACAGCCAGCCACACCAUGACUCUAGGAAACCCAAAGACCCAAUAGUUGACAUCCUGCAUUUUAAACAGAACAACUUUUAAGAUAGAUAACAAUCAUUUGAGGUUCUAGUGUAUCUAGUAUAGGUUAGAACGAAAGAAGCCGUUUGGAGGAGAGAUGUCUUCAAGAAACAACCAAAUCCUGUUGCCAAUGCAAAUAUGUACAACCCCUUAAGGCUGGACUAUGUUAUGACAAAUCGGCACUUUGUGAAAGAAGGUAUCGGACCUGACAGGACGCUGCCUGCAGGCACUGUGUGGAUCUGCGGUCAGGACUUAAAGAACUCCCUCUGUUGCUCCAUUCUCCUGUAAACUAGGCCGCUGUCACACUUUAAUCUGGAACAAUCCAUCCAGUCCCAAAGGAUCACUUCUUCUAAAAGGCUUCCUUUUUGUACGAACACUUACAACAUAGCAUACAUUGUGUGUUUACUGCACUAAUUAAAGUAUUUUUAGCUUCCUAUUUUUGAAUGGUGUGUUUAUAAUAGCCUUAGGCUAUAAUGAGAUUGGCAUAUAUAUAUAAUCCCAGUGGUUGUGUGAGGUUCCUUACAUGCUCGGUUAGAGUCAGAACCAAGACUUCAAAUGUAUUUUCCAUUAAACAUGUGGCAUUUAAAAACUGAAGGGAAGCCUAAUGUGUCCUGGCGAUGAGAGAGCAGAGGCCCAUUGUUGCUGGUUUCCUGUUGUUCAGGUUGGCCUUGUUGUGCUCGGACUGGGAGAAGGGUCAAAGCCUCCAAACCAAAACAUGACAGAGCCCCUGCUGCUGCCACUUCCUCUCUCUCGUGCGCUGCCCACUGCUCACUAUUUGCUAAUAAAGCCUGUAUCCUAUAGACAUGGCAUUUGUAGAGUAUCAGAUAUCUGGCAAAGUAAAAACAGUUAGCCAAACCAAUGUUAAAAAGUAUAUUAAACGUAGAUCUAGUAAGUUUGUCUAGAACUAUAUGCCUGUUUUUCCAGAAAAAUAACUAUAGUUUGUUUGCAUCAAUUUUCACAUAAAGUGAUGCAGAUACACCAGGAGUGAUAACAGUUCUCACAUUUCGGGCCUACUUCACUAUGCAGUGGAAAGAGUUAGGAAUGACAGAACAGGUCUGUAGGGUUUGGAUGAACUAUUUUAACCUUUCAGGAGCAUAAAGUCUGCACUGCUAUGGAUAGAGACGAGAAAACGCUGUCACAGCUGACCUUUUCUGUCAUUGCAGGAAAAGCAGAGGUGUUACUGAUAAUGAUAACCAUUGAUUGGAGUUCCGAUCAAUAGCCGUGGCAGUGAGACAGAGAGCCUGUGCCUUUCCUGUCGUGACUUGACAAGAUCUCUUUUGUGGAAUAAAAGCUACACUUCACUCAUUACGACAAUUAUAGGCCUGGGUGUGUGAGUUUGGUCAUUUGAGAAACCUAUGCAGCCCAAGUUGUAUGUGGUUUGGAUCCUAGUAAGGAAGAUAUGGGCUGACAAAGUUUGAAUUUUUAAGUGGGACUUUGACUUUAACUGGAGAUAUCUUUCUUGAUGUAGGUCACAGAAAAAAGCUUCUCAUAUUGUUUUUAUGUUGUUAAAAAUACAACCAUCUUUGUGAGAUGUGUUUGAGACAUCAGGACUUGAAGUGGCAUCCAAACCAAAAACCAAACUUUCUUAAAAAUGGCAACAUUGGUUUGUUAAUAACAACAAAACUACACCACAGAAACAACCCAAUGUUUAAUCAGGGCCAUAGGGGUGUGACUCAUUGUGUCUCCUAGGUCUGUCUUGGUUACCUACUAUUUUUGUGAAUGCUGUUGUUCCUCCAGUAAUGGGGCUGUGAUAUCAGCCAAGUCUGAACCAAGGGCAUAUUUUGCUCUAUUUUGGGUGAGAACAUGUUGUCCAUGUUCUGCAGUCAUUGCCAAAAAUUUGUAUUUCUCAAUAGUUGGCAUACAAAAUACAUUUCUGCUGCAUUAACGAACAAAAGGAGGUUUUACAUCAAUUCAGUUAAACACAAAAAAGUCCAACUAAGGCACUUAUUAAGCCGUUUUCAGAUCUACGGUUAAAGUGCGGAGAAUUGGCUACAGAGUUUACCUGGAGUUUGCCUCUAACGCAUGCACAACGCAGCGGGAGGUUAUCUGCACAGACACGUAAUGACAGCAACAAAUCCUCCAUAUUAUUUAGGUGAGAGGUGGAGCAGCCGGGUCCAGCAGACAGAGGCAGGAAGAGACAUAUUAACUCUGCUACGGAGAUCAGGUGAUCAUGUUUACAGUACCCUGACACCGUCCUAAUCUCUUAUCACCACAAACUCUCUUGACAUGUUCCUCUUUGUCUUCUAUGUGUUUUACGCAGAUAUUUUCCUUUUGUUUUUUCAACUUUUAAUCAAUAAAUUGAUUGAUAAUUACAAUGAUAAUGAAUGAUGAUGACCUGACUGCUAUUAUGUGUGAAAAGCAAAUGUACAUUUGAGCAUUGGAAGGGAAACCCCUACAGUGAUGACCCUGUUAUCAUCUCAUAAUCUCAUGUUUAUGUUUCUGUCAAUGUCUGCUGUAGUCUGCCCAUAAGGGCGAAAGUCACAGGGAGUUGCUGGCUGAACAGCCAAUAGCGAAAUAGCACAUGGUCACAGGGAGAAGUCAACCCGGCUCGGGUUGUCGUUGGCCUUGCAGUGCUCUUAAAAGACGCAUGGGAGGGAUGAGAGGGAGAGGAAAGACACAUUAACUCUUAGUAGAAUCGGUUAUGGCAAGGUUGACACACAGAGGCUGACAGACAGAGGGGAAGAGCUACACUGACGGACAGCGAGGGGGAGAACAAAACCAAUUGGAAAAAGAUCAUCUCUGUCAUCCGUCCCGCCCUUUCUCUCAUUUUGUCUCUUUUUCUCCAUGCUCUCAUUGUUUACGUGGAAGAGAGGAGACAGACACGGACAGAGACUUGAACUCAGAAGCUGUCAUGGACACCAAGGCAGUGUUCGUGGCCCUGUACAGCGUGUGCGAAGAAAAUGCCACUUUCUUCUCGGGAGGAGCCAAGGGAGCGCAGGGCGAUGCGGCGCGGCGACUAGUGGAUACGAUGAACCUGAUCCAGGAGCACGCUCGCAGUCUGGAGCCGGUCAUCUCUGGCUUCGCUUUAGUUUACCAUCAUUUUGAUUUUGACCCACACAUACCUGCUAACGGCUAUCGUUCACUGGUCAAGGUGGUGCGUUGCUGCAUCCUCCACAUCAUCCACAAGGGGCGCUACAUCUCAGCCAAUCGCCGCAGCAUCUUUUUCCGAGUAGCGCACAAUGCAGGAGAGAUGGAGGCGUACUGCAGCGCCCUAUGUCAGCUGCGUGCCCUGCUCUACUUGGCUCAGCGCAUGCUACAUGACAACAGCUUUGGCAACCUGUUUUUCCAGGACGAAAGUGGCCUCAGCGAGAGCUUUGUUCGCGAGUACGCCUCUAUGCAUAAGGGCUGCUUCUAUGGCCGAUGUCUGGGCUUUCAGUUUACUCCAUCCAUCCGACCCUGCCUCCAGACCAUUGCUAUCGGCCUUGUGGCCUUUGGAGAGAACUACAAGCGCCAUCAGUCAGGAAUAGGGGUGGCAGCCAGCUCGCUCUUUACCUCAGGGAAGUACGCCAUUGACCCUGAGUUGAGAGGGGCGGAAUUUGAACGCAUCACCCAGAACCUGGACGUCCACUUUUGGAAGAGCUUCUGGAACAUUACUGAGACUGAACUCCCGUCGAGUUUGGCCAGUAUGACAUCCACUCAAGUUAAGGUGAACCGGCCGCUUUCUGUGCCCCCUCUGCCCUUUGACCUUCCCUUGGCGGCCAACCCCAGUGCAUCUGUAACUAUUUCUCCACCGUCUGCGCACAUUGGCACUGCUCCGGUUCAGAUGAGGCUCAUCUCUUAUGACCUGCGUGAAGGACAGGACAGUGAAGCCCUGCUAGCUCUCUCACGCUCUGAGGGAGGCUCCAUCUCUCUGUCGCUGGGGUUGAAGGCCAAGCGACUCCCCCCUUCUCCUUGCUUGCUAAUCCACUUCCAUGGGGGAGGCUUUGUGGCCCAGACAUCCAAGUCCCAUGAGCCCUAUCUGAAGAGUUGGUCCCAGGACCUUGGUGUACCCAUCUUGUCAAUUGACUACUCCCUGGCCCCUGAGGCCCCCUUCCCGAGGGCCUUGGAGGAGUGCUUCUAUUCAUACUGCUGGGCUCUGAAAAAUCACCACCUACUGGGAUGGACUGGAGAGAAAGUGUGUCUGGCUGGGGAUAGUGCAGGAGGCAAUUUGUGUCUGACUAUGUCGAUGCGAGCGGCUGCCUUUGGUGUUCGAAUGCCAGAUGGCAUCAUGGCAGCCUACCCAGCUACCCUGCUGACUGCCUACGCAUCUCCCUCCCGUCUGCUUUCACUGAUGGAUCCCCUGCUUCCACUCAGUGUGCUCUCCAGGUGUCUCAGUGCCUACGCAGGCGACAAGCCAGAGACUGAGAAGCAGGUAGAGAAAGUGAGCACACUGAGCCUGGUGAGGAGGGACACGGCGCUGAUGCUGCGAGAUUUCCGACAGGGGGCCUCCAACUGGAUCCACUCUCUGCUGGAUCACAACAGAGCCCCAGCUCCUCCCAGCACAGCUGCAGAGGCGCCACCAGGAGCCACUGAUGCAGUGAGGAAGAGCAUUUCAGAGGCGUCCAUCUCUUCCCCUCACGCCGACCCCCCUGUGGCCUCAGGACCCUCAGAGAUCCUCACCAGGAAAUUAUCUGUGAAGAGCCAGACAUGCCAGGACUUGGGAUCUCACAGCAGCUCCACUUUGCACAGCGCACCACUGCUGUCUGAGCGCACGCCAGAAGAGGUGAAUUUCUUCCUCUGCAAGGAUCUGGAUCCCUCAAUGUCAACUGACCUGUCUUCAGUGGCCAUACCACCACCUGCUGGAGAGGAGGGAUCAGAGCCGGGGUACCCCAGGGAGUUCCCCCUGGGGUUCGAACCUCUGCGUUCAGAGCAGCUGGCUGAGAUGAAGUUGAAUAGUUCUCCGGUGGUCAAGGAUCCUUACUGCUCGCCUCUUCUGGCCCCUGAUAGCAUGUUGACAGGCCUGCCACCUGUACAUAUCGUGGCUUGUGCAUUAGACCCCAUGCUGGAUGACUCUGUGAUGUUUGCCAAGCGUUUGAGGAACCUGGACCGGCCCGUCACUCUGUGUGUGGUGGACGACCUCCCCCACGGCUUCCUCAGCCUAUCGCAGCUCUCCAAGGAGACAAGAGAGGCAGCCAACGUCUGUGUGGAGCGUAUCCGCGCCGUCUUCACCCAGAAGGACACCCCCCCCGAGCCUCGCAAGCACCGAAAGCUGGAGCGGACCGAUAGGGAUGUGUCGGCCUCUUCUGGGGAAGGCGCCUCUCUCUUUGCUGGCCCCAUCAAGGAGGAGGAGCAGGAUGUCGGGCGUGGGGUCAAAAUUGCUGAUGGGGAGGGCUUAGUUACAGUGGCAGCUCAGAAUGGCACUGAUGCUGGCGGUAUUGGGGCUUAAAUAAGGAUAGAUACAAAAAAAACAGGAAGAAAGAAUAAAUGAAAGUCAGACCAAUGUAGGCAGUGCAGUGCCUAAAAGGACGAGAGAGAAAUUAUUCUACGAACAAGAAAAGAGGGAAGUGGGUAGUGAAGGAGACUGUCCGGUUUUCAACACAGAAAUCCUCCUCUGCCACUUGUCUGUGCAUCAACGCAAAUCUGGCAGACAAAAACAAUGAACACGCCCACUAAAGACACUCCUGUUAAAGAAUCCCUAAUGGUGAUUUAAAAGCCACUUAGAUCAAAGAGCAGCGCUCACCCACACAUGUAGCACACAUAAUUACGAGCUGCUGUCAGGCAGCUCGGGCUUAAAGAAGCGCGGAAGAUUCUUGAGACGAAGCCUGAACGGGUGAAUCAUCCAGGCCGACGCAGUCAUUUCAGGCCCUAAUCAGACGGUGGUGGGCGCACGAUGUGCUCCUGUAUAGAGUCAUCGCUGUAAAAAAUGGCCACCUGUCCUUUAGGCGGCCACUCUAACUCACACUUAAUAAGUCUCUGCUGUGUUCCUCAUUACGUCGGUUUGGCAGCCGAUUGGGAUAACAACUCUGCACACUCUCUCUCAAAUAGAAUUAAAAAGGUAAAAUGUAACAAGAAAAGCCCCAAACUGGAGGAAUUGAUCUACCUGCAUCUUUAGAUUCUGGUGCAGUUUUAAAUCAUAUUAUUAACCCUAAUGCAGUAGUUUUACUUUUGUUAUUUAUAUCUUUUUUUGUAUUGCAGUAUAAUCAGAAUCCUGACGGGUUCACAUGUUGAAUUGUGCGUUAUAUUGUUUGUUUGAUAUAAUCUUAUGCUGUUUAUUCCACAUCGUUUAAUGUGUUUGAUAUUUACCUCUGCCUCUUUAGCCACUGCUGCUCCGACAUCCCGGGACUGUCCAGUUCAACUCGUACCUUGUUAUCAUUAAUGCAUACUGAUGGUAUAGAGCACAUGUAGAAUAUUCCACAUCAGUCCCCAAUCUAGAUGCUGCCUGGUGCUUUUUGUCGUGCUGAUAUUAUUCAUGCAAAUACUGCAUUUUUUUGAUUGCCAUGGUGGGACUUGUGGCGAUGCAUCUUUUUAAGAACACAAGUCAGGCUUAAAAACUUGGGUCACAUCUAUGGGAAUCUUUAAAGACCCUCAUCCGCAAUCACUGCUGUGAGCUGCCUGAAAGAGGCUAAAUGUUUUUAUUUUUAUUUUUGAAGGCGGCUGCUCGAUCUGCUCUCUGCAGAACUGAAGUGAGGGAGGGAGGUGGGCAGUGAAAAAAGCUCAGCCCUCAGCCACCAAUACAUAUUGUAAACCUCACUGCACUGACUUUUCUCCCAGGUUGUUCCUGUUCCUCUCCAGAUGUUAUUACUCAAUACUUUUCUGCACCGUAUGCACUGUGGCGAAGUAGCACUUCUCUCCAGGAUUUCCUGCCUGACAACCGCUUUCCACAGAUCAGAUGCUUCUAGGGAACGCUCCCGGACACUGACCGAGGGAAAGAGAUUGUUAGCGUGCUGUGUAAAUGCCACAUACGUUGUGUCUGGUCAGCUGAAGGUGCUGCCAGUGGAGGUCCAGACUCUCUUCUCUGCUUUCCACCAUCGCAUUUGGGAUUGACUUUGUUUUCAAUAACCCAAGGACUCUCCUCAGAGCGAGAUGCCACUCAAGCCCUUUGAAGUGCACUAAAAUGUCCUUCGCAGGGUCAAUCCCUCUAUCGGGUCCAACUAAAUAUAGAUGCCAACAAUGCUGGCACUGUCCUGCCCUUGCGUGGUGACGGGGCUGGGGUUGCCAGGUCUGUGGAGAGAGAUGCUGUGUGAUGAAUAGGAUUUAGCCAGAGCUCUCGGGUACAAAAUCCUCCCUCCUGUAGAAGAGCAGGGUUUUCAGCAGCAAAGUCAUGCUACAGGAUUAGGCCCUGCUCAGUUCUGUCAGCUCCGAGUACUUACCGCAAUAUUUUUAGUCAGAUUGAUGCAGAGAACCAGGGCCGUGAAGAGGAAGAAAGCAAUACACUCAUUCUCUCAGAUGAGCUGGGCUGAAGUUUGCUUCGCGAGCUGCGGUUCAUGCUCGCUCUGCACUUUCGCAGUAGUUUGCUCUGGCAAUCCACAAAGUGUAUUUAAGCUUAAACUUGUAAACACGUCGUUUUCAUUAUUCUGUUUUUCCCUCCUUUGCUUGGUUCCUGUGAGGGCGGCUCGAGUGAAGUCGGCACAAGCGAAUUAGUCUCUGUAGAAACGUGAGCUCACACUCGGGCACGUCCUCUUUGUUUGUGUCGUUUGGAAAUGGCCCCUCACAGACGAGACUGUUACCUGAAUAAAUCAUCUAGGGUUGUUUGGAGGAGUCGGACCUCUGGCACAGCAGGUUCAGUUUGUGAUUUAAGUAAAUAGACUGAACUGAAAGAUCCAGCACAUAUGGAGGGACGAGCAGGUUUGAUCGAUCAUCAGCACUUUUUAUAUACGAAGAAACGAAAUUUGUGUCAAAUGAAUUCACUGUCUGUGUUUUGACCUUCAUGUGACUCCUUAAAAUGCGUUGGGCUAAGCUGCGUGUCGCUGACGGACCAGAGCCCUUGUGGCAGUUUAUGGACUGAAGAGUUCGUCAGCGAUUCAUUUAGUUCUCCCAUCCCAGACAUGAUUGUGGCUCCGCUGGUGCUCACGUGCUGCCAGCCACUACGAGCUGAAAUGUCUGAUUCAGUCCUGUUUCAAUCAGUGUUGCUGCUUCACAGUCUGUGUGAGAAUAAUGCACAGGGCAUCUUUACAAUCCCAAAUCCUCCCUGUUAGUACCCAGCUAGUUUCAGUGUUUCGAUUUGUACUGUAUACCUCUACUGUUGUUGUUUUUUACUCUUGGAAAGCUGCUCUGACCAGAGAUUUUCUUUGCCCAGAGUUGAUUUUCAAUGAAGUGCAAUGAAAAAGGCAACGCUGCUGCAACCUUGAACUGGUUGGUUCAACCUGUAGGUCAACAUUCACAGCUGCACACCAGCACCACUCUACUUUUCAUGUUGAUUGGUUGUUUCUUGUUAUACAAUGUGUUUGAAUCACCUCAAGUUUAAACGUCAUAUUUAGCAACUUACAUAUCAUGUCCUGUUGUAGAUUUAACAAGAUUCCUCGAAGCUUGAUUAUUUUUACAGAUGACCUCGACCACUUCUCAGAAAUGUUUCCUAAUGACAAACCCUCAAUUCAAUAAGAUAAGUUUCAUUUCGGGUUCGUUUCGGGCAGAACCAAAGAUCUUGUAACUCGUGUUAUGUUCUGUCCUUGCUGUUCACUGGUAUUUAAAUGCAGGUGCUAGUCGAUGCCAUCAUCUAACUGCUGCCCAUAUGCAAAUUGCUCUGCACUGUAAAAUGCAAUGCUUACUUAUAACAAGAUUAUGCUUUCAAAAAAACAAGCCAUAGACUGGAACCUAAGUUGUUAUAGAGUUUAUUUUGUACUUUUUUUAUUUUCAUUUAUUGAAAACACAAGUGCAAACCUGUGAAAAAAAAAGAAUGUAUAUUAUAUGAUCAAUGUAGAUCUUUUUACUUUCAGAUUUGUUGAUCAGGUUGAUUGCAGAUUUAUUGUUUUUUUUUUUUUUUGGACUGCAUUUUCUUUGCAGAUUUCAUACCAGUGUUUGUCUGAGCCAUUAGUAGGCUUGAUUCUCCCUCUGUUGAUUUUUAUCUAAAUAAAUAUAUUCUCCCAU